GCGCGGAGCCGCUGCCGCUGCCGCCUCGGCCAUGCGGCUCCCGGGCCGGGGGCCUGGGCUCGGGCCCGCGCCGCCCCUUGCGCGUCUCCCCCGCUGAGCCCGCGCCCGGCCGGGGCGCCGCCCGGCACCAUGGUGCAGAAGUCGCGCAACGGCGGCGUGUACCCCGGCCCGAGCGGGGAGAAGAAGCUCAAGGUGGGCUUCGUGGGAUUGGACCCCGGCGCGCCCGACUCCACCCGGGACGGCGCGCUGCUCAUCGCCGGCUCCGAGGCUCCCAAGCGCGGCAGCAUCCUGAGCAAGCCGCGCGCCGGAGGCGCGGGCGCCGGGAAGCCCCCGAAGCGCAACGCCUUCUACCGCAAGCUGCAGAAUUUCCUGUACAACGUGCUGGAGCGGCCGCGCGGCUGGGCGUUCAUCUACCACGCCUACGUGUUCCUGCUGGUCUUCUCCUGCCUCGUGCUGUCGGUCUUCUCCACCAUCAAGGAGUACGAGAAGAGCUCGGAGGGAGCACUCUACAUCUUGGAAAUCGUGACCAUCGUGGUGUUCGGUGUGGAGUACUUUGUGCGGAUCUGGGCGGCGGGCUGCUGCUGCCGGUACCGCGGCUGGAGGGGGCGGCUCAAGUUCGCCCGGAAGCCCUUCUGUGUGAUAGACAUCAUGGUGCUCAUCGCCUCCAUCGCUGUGCUGGCCGCCGGGUCCCAGGGCAACGUGUUCGCCACGUCGGCGCUCCGCAGCCUGCGCUUCCUGCAGAUCCUGCGCAUGAUCCGCAUGGACCGGCGUGGCGGCACCUGGAAGCUGCUGGGCUCCGUGGUCUACGCCCACAGCAAGGAGCUGGUGACGGCUUGGUACAUCGGUUUUCUGUGCCUCAUCCUGGCCUCCUUCCUGGUUUAUUUGGCGGAGAAGGGGGAGAACGAUCACUUUGACACUUACGCUGAUGCCCUGUGGUGGGGCCUGAUCACCCUGACGACCAUUGGUUAUGGAGACAAGUACCCCCAGACCUGGAACGGGAGGCUCCUGGCUGCGACCUUCACCCUCAUUGGCGUCUCCUUCUUCGCUCUUCCCGCGGGCAUUCUGGGGUCUGGCUUUGCUCUGAAAGUUCAAGAGCAACAUCGGCAGAAGCACUUUGAGAAGAGGCGGAACCCUGCAGCGGGCCUGAUCCAGUCGGCCUGGAGGUUCUACGCCACCAACCUGUCCCGCACGGACCUCCACUCCACGUGGCAGUAUUACGAGCGCACGGUGACUGUGCCCAUGUACAGCUCGCAAACUCAAACCUACGGGGCCUCCAGACUCAUCCCGCCUCUGAACCAGCUGGAGCUUCUGCGGAACCUUAAGAGCAAAUCCGGGCUCACCUUCAGGAAGGAGCCUCAGCCGGAGCCAUCUCCCAGGCCGGCGGGAGACUUUCUGUGCGGCCCCCUCACGGCCGCUGCUUGGACGCGGGCGCGGUGGGCGGACCCCAAGCCCAGAGCCGCGGCCGCAGGUAAAGGCAGACCGUGCAGAGAGUCCCUGUGUGGAUGCUGCCCCGGACACUCUAGUCAGAAGGUCAGUUUGAAAGACCGUGUCUUCUCCAGCCCCCGAGGUGUGGCUGCCAAGGGCAAGGGGUCCCCUCAGGCCCAGACCGUCCGGCGGUCUCCCAGCGCCGACCAGAGUCUGGAGGACAGCCCAAGCAAGGUGCCAAAGAGCUGGAGCUUUGGGGACCGCAGCCGGGCGAGACAGGCCUUCCGGAUUAAGGGCGCUGCGUCCCGACAGAACUCGGAAGCAAGCCUCCCCGGGGAAGACAUUGCAGAAGACAUUAAGAGCUGCAACUGCGAGUUUGUGACGGAAGAUCUGACCCCGGGCCUCAAAGUCAGCAUCCGGGCCGUGUGUGUGAUGCGGUUCCUGGUGUCCAAGCGCAAGUUCAAAGAGAGCCUGCGGCCAUACGACGUGAUGGACGUGAUUGAGCAGUACUCGGCCGGCCACCUGGACAUGCUGUCCCGCAUCAAAAACCUGCAGUCCAGGAUAGAUAUGAUUGUGGGCCCCCCACCCCCUUCAACUCCCCGGCACAAGAAGUACCCCACCAAAGGACCCACGGCCCCUCCGAGAGAGUCACCCCAGUACUCACCUAGAGUGGACCAGAUCGUGGGGCGGGGCCCGGCGAUCACCGACAAGGACCGCACCAAGGGCCCGGCCGAGGCGGAGCUGCCCGAGGACCCCAGCAUGAUGGGACGGCUGGGAAAAGUGGAGAAGCAGGUCCUGUCCAUGGAGAAGAAGCUGGAUUUCCUGGUGAACAUCUACAUGCAGCGUAUGGGCAUCCCCCCGACGGAGACGGAGGCCUACUUUGGGGCCAAGGAGCCAGAGCCGGCGCCACCGUACCACAGCCCCGAGGACAGCCGGGAGCACGGGGACAGGGGCGCCUGCGUCAUCAAGCUUAUCCGCUCAGCCAGUUCCACGGGCCAGAAGAACUUCUCGGCGCCCCCGGCCCAGUGCCCGCCCUCCACCUCGUGGCAGCAGCAGUGCCCCCCGCGCCAGGGCCACGGCACCUCCCCCGUGGGUGAUCCUGGCUCGCUGGUGCGGAUCCCGCCCCCACCCGCCCACGAGCGUUCGCUCUCGGCCUACAGCGGGGGUCCCCGGGCCAGCACGGAGUUCCUGAGGCACGAGGGGGCCCUGCGGGACAGCGACACGUCCAUCUCCAUCCCGUCGGUGGACCACGAGGAGCUGGAGCGCUCGUUCAGCGGUUUCAGCAUCUCCCAGUCCAAGGAGAACCUGGACGUCCUCAACACCUGCGGCGCGGCCGCCGCGCCCUGCGCCAAAGUCAGGCCCUACAUCGCGGAGGGCGAGUCGGACACGGACUCGGACCUCUGCACCCCGUGCGGUCCCCCGCCACGCUCCGCCACCGGGGAGGGCCCUUUCGGCGACGUGGGCUGGGCCGGGCCCCGGAAAUGAGGCCGCCCGCCGGCCUCUCCCUGACUCUCGGCCUUCCAGGCUGGAGUCCCCCGGUGGUCACCGAUUCGACACAGUAACACAGAAGCCAAGGGGGCAGCAUCCUCUCCUCCACUGGCCCCACGUUCAGGGGCCCUCCGUAGAGCAGGUGCCCCUUGCCUGUGCCGGGUGUGGAUGGAAUCGGCCCUGAGACGUUUCUAGAUGCUUCUUGAAGCCCAGAGGUGUGGAUGGCCCCUGGGAGGCCUUUGUAGAAAUGCUGAUGUUUGUAUCUAUUUCGUAUUCUCCCCAAAUUGUAAAUAAUGUACACAGCGGUGGGCUCAGGGGUUCGUCCCUGACGUGACGCUGCAAGACCAGAGUGAAGACACAGCGUCCCACCCUCCGAUGUCACAAGCCCUUGAAAUAAACGUGGUGUGCAGAGGGACAGCC
Molecule: messenger RNA, 3333 nt
Organism: Lontra canadensis (Northern American river otter)
Lineage: Eukaryota; Metazoa; Chordata; Mammalia; Carnivora; Mustelidae
Gene: KCNQ2
Product: potassium voltage-gated channel subfamily Q member 2
Exons: 20
Coding region: 130-2910 (926 amino acids)
Biological process (GO): transmembrane transport; potassium ion transport
Cellular component (GO): membrane
Molecular function (GO): voltage-gated potassium channel activity
Source: RefSeq, a predicted model, not a curated record